GUGAUUGUGGUCAGUUGAAUAAAGAAAUUAUUCCAAUUGCUUUAUUAAUUCCACUUAAUAAACAGUUUAAGGAAGUGAUGUGAAAAGCAUUAAAGUUGAAAUUAUAAUUAAAAAUAACGCUGUGUGAAUAAUUAAAUUACUUUCGAUGAACUGUGACCGCCUUAAGUGAAGUUUGAUAACAAUAUUUAACUGAGACGCUAUCAAGAGAAAAGCUUGCAAAUACUAUAAAAAUAAAUGAACAAUUCAUGUGGAAUCGAAUGCCGGUUUAAACAUUAAUUAAUGACAGUUAAACAUUGAUAAAUGUUAUUUAAAUAUUCUUCGACACACAAACAUAAAUAUUAAAGUUAUCAAGGUGUCAUAACAAAAAUCUUACUGAAAAAUGAAGAAAACAACUCUAUCAAUUAUUUUAAUGCUUGUUGUUAACUUAAACAACGUUUCAUCAUUGGAAAGUGACAUUGAAGAAUUGAACUUAAACUUCAAUCAAAUAAAAAGGCUCAUUGCUAGUUUCAGUAAUGAAAAUCUUAUUAAAGCUGUAAAUUUUGCAACAGAAUCAACAGACAGUUCCAAAAGUCUUGAACAUCGAAUAUCAACUAAAGCUAAAAUCAGAAAUGGAACAAUUUCCCAUUCACAAUUUAUCGAAUCUCUUCCUAAUAAUGACACGAAGAAAAUUGAUUCAGUCGCUCAAGAUAUCUUGAAAGCUUCGUCAUAUUUACUCAAUUUGUAUUGUAAGACAGCUGGCAUCUCAAAUAAAGAUUGUGUAAAGUUUAUGUCAAAAUAUACUUUACCUGAAACUAAGCUGGGGUUAAAAUGUUUCCAAAUGAGAAAGAAUCAUCAUGCAUAUGGACGAUUGCUACCCGCAAGCUAUCAAGAUGGUCUUCAUAAAAUACGAAGAAGCAUUUCUAAGAAAGAACUUCCAUUGCCGCGAGUAAUUUCCAACUCUUUAUACACUUCUGGAUUGAAUGAAAUCAACCAAAGAAGUGAGAAUAAAUUAAUUCCGACGACAAGUGAAGGUGUUUUAGACCGCAAAUUGAGUUUGUCUGCUGCCCAAUGGACUCAAUUUCUCGAACAUGAUCUGAGUAAAACAGUUGUUCGAUCAAUGUCUAAUGGCGCUUCAAUUGAGUGUUGUGAUCAAGAAUCAGUGUCAAUACAGCCGAGAUAUCUUCAUCCAUCAUGUCUACCAUUAGUCAUUCCAAGUGAUGAUUCUCAUUAUCGUCAACUACGCGUUACAUGCUUGAACUAUGUUCGAUCAGCUUUAGCAGUCAACGAUCAAUGUAGAUUUGGUAGCAUUAAUCAGUUAAACCAAGCUACAAGUAGACUUGAUCUGUCACAGCUUUAUGGCAUCGACGAAGCAGAACAGGAAAAGUUGAGACGCUUUCAACAAGGUUUACUUUUGACAUCAACUGAUGACGGUUCACUUCUACCAAACAAUCUUGAACAUUUCUGUUCGUCUUCGUCUUCUAAUGAGACCAGCAAUGUUUGUUAUCUUUCGGGUGACUCGCGCGUUAAUGCAAACCCAUUAGUUACUUCUCUCUACACAAUCUUCUUAAGAUCUCACAAUCAAAUCGCACAAAAACUCAGACGAAUGAAUCCAAAGUGGAACGACAACCAACUGUUUAAUGUCGCAAAAUACAUCAACGUUGCUAUUUAUCAAAAGUUCAUCUACAAUGAUUGGGCGAAUGUUGUGUUGGGAAAACGAACAGCAUUGGAAAUAAGAAACAAGAAUUUCGAUCACGAUGUUAAAAAAUAUAAAUCAGAUAAAGUAAGUAAUGAGUUUGGAACUGCUGCUGUGAAGUUUUACAACACGAUGCUUCCUGGUGAUGUUUUAAGUCAUCAAGAUGACUUCACAACAAUGACAUCGCAGAGUUCUGAAAACACAAUUGAAGCACGUGGUUCAGGCAAACGUAGAGAAAUUCUUAAGCUGCAAGACUCGUUUUAUAAGCCUCGAGACUUCAGUAAACAGCAAAUAUUUGAUCAGCUGAUGAAUGCGAUCUUAAGACAAAAUUCUAUGGCAGUCGACAACAGUUACGUUGAUGAUUUAUCACUUCAACUUUACCGUUCGAAGAUGUUUGACAACAAAGUGUUUGGAGGUGAUUCCUUAGCAUUUGACAUUCAGCGUACUCGUGAUCAUGGCCUUCAACCAUACAUAAGUUACAUCAAAAAAUGCUUCAAUAUUCGAGUUACCAGAUGGGAUGAUUUGCGCAACAUAAUUAAAGAAGAAGAUUUGGCGAAACUUCGGUCGAUUUAUGAAUCGUUCCAUGACAUUGACUUGAUUGUUGGUGGGCUGUCUGAGAUUCCGAUAGAAAAUGCCACUGUUGGUCCAACAUUUUCUUGUAUUUUAAGUGAUCAAUUGAUUAACUCGAGACUGUUUGAUGAGACAUUUUAUAACCGGAAAACUGACGACAGUGGUGAGAAAGUUAUGAAGACUGUCGAGAAUUAUUCAGCAACGAGAUUUAUUUGUGACAACACGCACUUGAAAAUGGUUCAAAAAAAUAUUUUCCAUAUUCCGUCAGACGAAAACCCGCUUAUUGAUUGUUCUGAUUACGAGAAACUCCCAAAGCUUGACCUUAGUUAUUGGUUGGUGAUGCAAUCUCAAGCAUAAGAAUCGUUUUAAUUCAAUUCCUGAACAACAAUUUAAGCCCAGCAGUCAUUAAUCAAAGCAAAUCAAACCCUUUUUGCUCUUACAGGGCUUUAUUAGAUACUUUGAUUGACAAGUUCAUUGUCAUCGAUUACAAAAUAAUCACAUAAAAAUAACAUAAAUUUAGAACACAACUUAAUGUAAGUAAUUUUAACAGUAGACACGAUUUUUUUCUAUUUGCAAUAAAGUUUAAGUUAAAAGCAAAAGUCAUUAAUGUUCAAUUUUCGAUUGUGUUUGGGGUCAUUUGUCACAAAGGUUGUUUCUUGGAGCAAGGUCGAUUCGACGAUCUCAAAAUUUACCUUUUGUUUUGUUUGUUUAGAAGAUAAUUUGCAGUCAUAAUCGACACUUGAGUUGGGUGAGGUGCUUAAGCUUUGAUUCAUUCAAAUUCAUUGAGUUUAAGAUGUUAGGUUUUUGUUUCAUGACGUGAUCAUGUAUACAUGAACGAUCUCUCUUGACCUAGCCGAAAAACAUCACGUUCAAUGGGUAAAUGAGACCGCCCAAUUAAGUUUGUCUCAACAAUUUCACUUGCAAUCACUUUCCGUCGUAUUAGCCACUUAUGAACAAUGAGUCAAGGAAGUCUAAGUAAUGGAAACUUUUUCCGUAAUUUUUUAUGAAAUUUGAAACAUGCAAAAGUAUUUCUGAUGGGCAAUAACCAAAUUCAAGGUCACGACUAUGUGAUCUUGAAUAAAUUUUCUCGAAUUGUUUUUAAACUGGAAUGAAGAAUUUCAAUUGAAUAUUUGAACGUGUUUUUGCGUAAACGAAGAAAAAAAACUAUUUAGUCGAUUUACGACAUGACUUAAUAACAGAUCAAUUAACUAAUAGUUUCAAACCUUGUAUUAAUGCACGUACAUGAAUAUUUAAAUAAAGGAGACAAUCGUUAUGUUAAGAUUAAGAAAUGGUA
Messenger RNA from Clunio marinus, 3536 nucleotides. NCBI's taxonomy places the organism in Eukaryota, Metazoa, Arthropoda, Insecta, Diptera, Chironomidae. The record is from the annotation of a GenBank genome assembly.